Molecule: messenger RNA, 2445 nt
Organism: Aspergillus oryzae RIB40
Lineage: Eukaryota; Fungi; Ascomycota; Eurotiomycetes; Eurotiales; Aspergillaceae
Product: Zn(II)2Cys6 transcription factor
Exons: 1
Coding region: 1-2445 (814 amino acids)
Biological process (GO): positive regulation of transcription by RNA polymerase II
Cellular component (GO): nucleus
Molecular function (GO): transcription cis-regulatory region binding; DNA-binding transcription factor activity, RNA polymerase II-specific; zinc ion binding
Source: RefSeq, a predicted model, not a curated record
AUGGAGCCGGCUUCUAAAGCGCAAACCCGUAAAGCUACCUCGGCCACGGAUCAAGCCCCCCGAAAGAGACGCAAACGAACGGUCGUUACUGGCGCAGCAGAGGACUGCUUCACCUGCGCCCGACAAGGGUUCUCCUGUGAUCGGCGACGCCCUUAUUGUUCUCAAUGUCUUGAUCAUGGACGGGAAUGUUCGGGUUAUAAGACCAAAUUGACCUGGGGUGUUGGGGUUGCUAGCCGGGGUAAGCUUAGGGGAUUAUCGCUUCCGGUGAGCGGGUCACAACCAGCUGCGACACCGUCAACAGCACCAUGUCCAGCAGGCCCACAAGAAUCACCGUCGAUAUCACCAUCGCCUUACAAGUCUACACCCUCUCAUACGACUUCAUCAACGACUCCACCUGUGCCCCAGGAUCAACAGCGGCCUCCAUUGGCAUCUAAAGCCCAUAGGAACAUAAUAUGGACGACUAACGCCUCUAACACCCAGCCAUGGCCCACUGGAACUCCACUCUCAGUGCACCAUCGCCCGUGGAGUAAAAUGGGUACUCACGAAACAGCUGUCUCAAAAGGCAUACCGAACCUCGAUGUACGGCCACCGUUCCAGGAGAGACCAGACCUACCCACGGGUUGUCACCAUGCGAUAAGCACAACAGAUAUGUGGUCUAGUCAGCCGCAAGUGCUAUCAACCAUCCCACCAUGGCCAUGCUCAGGGAACGCCCCGGAGGCUGAAGCAACAGAGGUAGUUGAGGAACAGGACGAGCGAGAAAGUACAGACAGUCCUCCUCUACGCGCAGAAACUUGCCAUUCGCCGUCACUAUCGCAGCUGCUUCUAGCACGCUCUGUUGGACGUACCCCACGACUCCGAUAUCUAAUCAGCUAUUAUGCCGAAGUCAUCGCGCCCAUGAUCGUUGCUUUCGAUGGCCCAACAAACCCAUUCCGCACAUAUUUUCUACACCUCGCGCAGGAGAGCGUAUCGCUUCAGGAAGCUAUCGCUACGUUAUCUACAUGUAACAUACGGCAGAGGCAUGAGCGGAGGAUGAGGCCGACGGAGCGGUCCCUUCCAGCACGUCUAUCAUCGUUAGCUCACCGCGCCUUAACUGACGAGGCGUUCCGAGAUGAGUACGGGGGGUCAAGACCCGAGGGAUUUACUCGGGAGGAGCAAUACCAUCGAGGCAUGGCUGUCAAAGCUUUGAAUAUGGAGUUGGCUGAUCCGCGUGAAAGACUUUCGGAUUCCGUCCUUGCCACACUGCUGGUUCUUUGCCUGUUUCAUAUGUGUGAUACUGGCGUCGCUCAAUUUAAAACCCAGUUCGCUGGGGUAACGAAGUUGUUGGCCAUCCGAAUGCGGAGCUCGCCUCGAAUGUCGGAGGAGUUGAAAUGGUUCAUUCGUGUGUUCACAUGGUUUGAUACGAUGACGGCUACCACCAAUGAUCGCGAAACACAGCUUCGCGGUGCUUGCUUAGAUAUCGCAGCGGUUUCAGAUGGCGAGUGGGGGCUGGAGAAUCUUGCAGGUUGUGACCCCAGCCUGUUCAAAUUCAUUGCGCAGCUCGGUCGUUUGAAUCUUUUGAGUCAAGACCACAAUAUCAAAGCACCGGGGCUUGCGGAUGUAUUUGUUCCGUCUUCGGCGCCUCCACCAUCGAUGACAUAUCACUAUUCGCCUUCUUCGUUGAUGUCAGACAUACCUGCAGUCAGCAACACUUAUUCGCUUCCGCUACCCUGUCUACCGCAAUCGAGUGACCCUACAAGGCGACCAUCAUCGCCAACGUUUUGGGCUGAGUGGCAUUCGUUACGGCAAAAGCUUGAAUCAUGGCGUCUUCCACGCCAGGAUAGUCAACAUAUUGGUGCUGUCCCCGCGUCUACAACAAAUGCCUACAUCUCGCCACCUUCAUCCCCGUCAUCUCACGCCGUUGUUACUCAUCAAAACCUCGAGGAUGUCCUUCAUAUUUCCGAAUCAUUCCGUCAUUCCGCGAUUCUCUAUACCGAGCGACUUGCGUAUCCAGAUUUGCCCUCCACUCAUCUUCGUAUUCAGUCGCUCGUGCACCGCGCGAUGCAUCAUAUCUCACUAGUUAAGUCGGACGUGUACCUUUUGUGGCCGCUUUUUAUCACUGGUGCUGAGUGUGUGCUUGAAAGGCAUCGUACAUUCAUCAGAGAGCGAUGCAAGGACCUUUCCAAAGAUUCUGGAUUUCUAAAUAACCUCUCAUGUCUUGAACUGCUAGAAAAAAUAUGGGCAGAAAUCCCCGCCGCAGCCGAUGUUGGCGAUAAUACUGAUCGUGCAUCACGUGGCACAUACUCUGGCCCAUCGGGAGACGAUGUGUCCACCUUUGGUGAUAAUUCGCCUCCUUAUAGCGAAAUGUCGGCGUUUCCGAUCCAAGCACUGGCUGCGAGACCACAUGGAUUCCGAUGGCACCGGGUGAUGCAGGCCAAACGGGCCGAAGGGGAAUACAUGGUAGUGUGA